CUGCCGCUGCUCGGGCAGGUACGGAGGGUGCGCGGCACCGUGCGGGAUUCCUGGGGAAAAUGCAAGGGCCUCCUGGUACUUUUGAAGAAUUCUUACAGUCUCAGAAAUUGGAUGAUUGGCCAAGAUUUCCCUUUCUAGAUGAAGAUCGUCCUUUGGUGGACAAAUUAAGACAUGACUAUUCACUUGAUGCUAUUUCUAAGUUUCUGUAUGACAAUGCUCCACUACAAAUCAGGCUUGUCUCAGAUUUGGAGAAGAGAAUAGAUGAGUGCACAGCUGAACUGAAGAAACAUGCUGAAAAAAUAUUUUCUUUUCAACAAAGACUAAAAGAGGAAGAUGACCAUCGUGUUUCACUAGAGCAAACCAAUAAUACUCAACUUACUGAUUCAGAAGAAAUUUCAGUUCAAACAGGCAAGAUGGGGAAAACAAAGAUUGCUAAAUAUAUCACUGAGGAAUCAAGCAGAAAAAAUGUCGAAAAUUAUAGAUACCCAGGUUUCAAGUUAAAACAGCUUACAGAACUACCAAGACAUUUGGAAGCAGCAAAACUUUGGGACUUGGUUAUAAAAGCUCACAAUUUCAAAGGAGAAGUUUUAAAAGUUUGGAGAAAGUUGUUUCUUUCAGAAGCAUCCAUUGCUGUUUUACAGGAUUGUUUUUGGUGGUGGUUUCUUCAAAAGUUUAAGCCUAAUCAAGAAGAUCAAGAUUACUUUUUUGACAGAAUUGCAGACAGCUUUGUAUCACUUUUCCUAUGUGUCCCCAGUGAUACUAAAGAUGCUUUUUUUCAGGUGUAUCCUGAUUGUUUGUCACAAGUCAUCUAUGUUGCUUUCUGUGAAGCAUUUCCAGAAUCCAAUAAAUCUUUUGAUGAUGCAUUUAAAGAUGGACUAGUGGAUUUAAUUUUUCAAUGGGUAUCAGGUCUAAAGCCACAGAAAUUUGCUUGGAAGAAAUGGAAUCUAGAGUGCCUGAAGAAGCCCACAGUAAAUAGUAGCAAGAAGGAUACUAUUACCAAGGCACCAGUUAAGGAGUCUGGCAAAUCCAAAGUAGUCAAUGAAGCUUCAGUGAGAUUUCAAGUGGGUCUUGAUUUCGAAGAUCUAACUGAAGAUACAAAAAAGAUGUAUAUUUCAUCAGCUGAAGAAAUAAAGGGUGACAGUAAAUGUAAAAUGGAUAUGCCAAAAGAGUCCAAAACCAUAAAAGAGUCCUGUUAUAUUGGCUCAGGUCCCGAUUUCCAGCGUGUACUCUUCAGAAUUGGUGGUCGAAGUCCUCUGGUCUCAUAUUAUCUUAAGCUGCAUGAAAUCACUGAUGGUGUCUCAAGCUCUUUGACUUACAAGAUGAAUCGUACUGAAAUUUGCAAGCUACCGCCAGUCGCUCCAACUUAUCAAGAAGUUAUUAAAGAGACACGGAGGCUCAGAAGGGAAUUCCGGGAGGAUUAUACUGUAUUUCAGAAUAAGUGUAAACAAGACAUCUCAGAAAUAGAAAAGCAGAGAAAAGAAAUUAACCAGAAGUUCAGAAGACUGACAGAGAGCACCUCCAAGAAUCCCUCUGAACUAAGGCUGAGUGCAGAUAUGUUAAUGCAUGAACUGGAAUUCGCAACAUGGGACAAGAAACUACCCAGUAGUGGAAGAACCAAAUCCAGAAGGAGGAGGACAACACCAUGAGAAGGUUUCUUCUGGCUGGGUCAAAAAUGCCACAAAAACAGGAUGAACUAGAAAAC
Messenger RNA from Chelonoidis abingdonii (Abingdon island giant tortoise), 1702 nucleotides. NCBI's taxonomy places the organism in Eukaryota, Metazoa, Chordata, Testudines, Testudinidae. The record is from RefSeq and is a predicted model, not a curated record.